AUGCCUACACAAGUCCGCAUUUUUACCAUGCCAAAGUCUCUUGGCGAGACUCUUUCUGCCCCAGAACAUACGGUGGCAGCUCCUCGCUCCAUCCCAGAGUACCCAGAGAUACCCAAGCCCACCACCAGCCCCGGUUUGAGGGCCCGCAAGUACUCCAUCUCCAUGUCGGCCCACGAGGACAAGCCCAAGGGGGGCGUAACCUUCGCCCACCAGGACAAGCUUCCCAAGCUGCCUAUCCCCGAUCUGGACCGCACUUGUCAGAAGUACCUGGCUGCCCUCAAGCCGCUCCAGUCUUCUAGAGAGCAUGCUGAGACCCGCCACGCCGUCGACGAGUUCUUGAGGGGUGAGGGGCCCGAAAUGAACGAGAAGUUGAGGAGGUAUGCGGAAGGGAAGACCAGCUAUAUCGAGCAGUUUUGGUAUGACUCAUACCUCAACUUCGACAACCCGGUUGUCCUGAACCUGAACCCCUUCUUCCUCCUCGAAGAUGAUCCCACCCCUGCCCGCAACAAUCAGGUCACACGAGCUGCGUCGUUGGUGGUGUCGGCACUGGAGUUUGUGAGGGCCGUACGCAAGGAGGAGCUACCCCCUGACACGGUCAGAGGCACUCCUCUCGACAUGUACCAGUACUCACGGCUGUUUGGAACCGCUCGAGUCCCAACGGAUGCCGGCUGCCAGAUCGAACAGGACCCAGACUCCAAGCAUAUUAUUGUCAUGUGCCACGGCCAGUUCUACUGGUUUGACGUACUGGACGACAACUCGGACCUGAUCAUGACGGAAAAGGACAUUGCUAUUAACCUGCAGACUGUUGUUGACGACGCCACACAAACCCCGAUCCAGGAGGCUGCCAAGGGCGCACUUGGGGUCCUCAGCACGGAAAACAGGAAAGUCUGGUCGGGACUGAGAGAUCUCUUGACCAGAGAAGCGGGUUCAAACAAUGCCGACUGUCUCAAUAUCGUUGACACUGCACUCUUCGUCGUCUGCCUAGAUUACACCGAGCCUGCCAGCGCUGCCGCGCUCUGUCAGAACGUGCUCUGUGGCACCAGCGAGAUUGAGAAGGGCGUUCAGAUUGGCACCUGCACUAAUCGCUGGUACGACAAGCUGCAGAUCAUCGUAUGCAAGAAUGGAAGCGCUGGGAUCAACUUCGAGCACACUGGCGUCGACGGCCACACUGUGCUGCGUUUUGCCAGCGACGUCUACACGGAUACCAUUCUACGCUUCGCGAGGACCAUCAACGGCCAGGCUCCAACACUUUGGGCUUCGACGAGUCCGGAUCCGUCCAAACGCGACCCCGAGAGUUUUGGCGAUGUGAACACGACUCCAUACAAGCUAGAGUGGGAUAUGAUCCCCGAGCUGAGCAUUGCAGUGCGUUUUGCAGAGACCAGGCUUGCCGAUCUGAUCCAGCAAAACGAGUUUGAGUGCCUCGAUUUUGCCUCUUACGGAAAGAAUUUCAUCACUUCAAUGGGAUUCUCCCCGGAUGCCUUUGUGCAGAUGGCAUUCCAGGCAGCCUAUUACGGUCUCUACGGCCGUAUCGAAUGCACCUACGAGCCGGCGAUGACAAAGACGUACUUGCACGGGAGGACCGAGGCAAUCCGCACCGUCUCAGAGGACUCGAUCAACUUUGUGCAAACCUUUUGGGCUGACAACCCGGCUGAACAGAAGAUCGAAGCACUUCGCAAAGCGUGCCAGCGGCACGUAAGCACAACCAAGGACUGCGCGAAGGGACAGGGUUGCGAUAGGCACCUUUAUGCCUUGUUUUGCCUGUGGCAGCGCACCGUGGACGAGGAUAUGAGCAGCGGCAUGAGCAGCAACGGGUACUCGAGCCCCAUAGACGGACUCUCGGACCGUGGCUCCCUCGCUGGUAGCCCCCCGUCCAAGGAGUCGCACUUUCCAGUUGUUGAUGGAGAGCCGCGCUUGGUUUUGCGAGAGCGCGGCGACAGCACCAACACGCGGAGCAGCAGAGACCACAACCACAAUCCCCUGCCUCUGAUCUUUGCCGAUUCGGGCUGGGAUAAGCUAAAUACGACCAUUUUGUCGACCUCUAACUGUGGUAAUCCGUCGCUUCGCCAGUUCGGCUUCGGCCCCGUCUCAGGUGACGGCUUCGGCAUUGGCUACAUCAUCAAAGACGACGGUAUCUCCAUCUGCGUAUCGUCACGCCAUCGCCAGACACGCCGCUUCGUCGACACGCUCGAGAGCUACCUCCUCGAGAUCCGCCGCAUCCUGCGCAUCGCGAGCCGCCAGUCCGUCGUACCGAACAAACAGACGCGUGCCCGAGAGAUCGACACCAGCCGCCCCAGGGCGGUCAACCGGCCACGGCUCCGCGGCCGCCUCAUCACGGGAAACGAGGUUAUCAAGUCGCAGAAGAGUCUUACGGGGAGCAUGUCACCGACUGAGGAGAGCUUGGCUAUGAGCGAAGACGAUGAAUUGGGAGGGUAUGGCUUCUUUGAUGCCGGUAUGCUCCUUCAGGCUCUCAGAGCCCGCGGCGAAAAUCUCGACAACGGCGAGACCAAGCCCUCGGAGCGCGCCGCCGUCCAGGCCCGUCGCCGAGAUGUUGGCAAGAAGCUACGGCUGAUCGAUUAUUGA
Molecule: messenger RNA, 2580 nt
Organism: Lasiosphaeria miniovina
Lineage: Eukaryota; Fungi; Ascomycota; Sordariomycetes; Sordariales; Lasiosphaeriaceae
Product: choline/Carnitine O-acyltransferase
Exons: 3
Coding region: 1-2580 (859 amino acids)
Biological process (GO): carnitine metabolic process
Cellular component (GO): mitochondrion
Molecular function (GO): carnitine O-acetyltransferase activity
Source: RefSeq, a predicted model, not a curated record